GGAGCAAGCAAAUGCAUAGGAGCGAGCGAGAGAGAGAGCCUAUUGUGAAUCCAAAGGCAACAAAUACAAUGGUAUAUAACGAAGAGACAAUAAAGCAAACCAUCAUCAAUCUAUAAGAGCCAAAAAGGGAAAGAAUGCAAAGUCCAGCCCAACCGCCACCUCCCUCCACCGCCGCCGUCGCCGGGGACAACAGAGUCACUACGCUCUACUGCAUAAUCGCCGCCUCCCUCUUCUCUCUCCUCUUCGUCUUUUCUCUCUCCUCCACCCCACACACCCGGCCCCCUCCCCCACUCGACCCGUACCUCUUCCCGGACCGACAAUCCCAGCCCAGCUCCGCCCGCCGCCACCGCCUCUUCAUCCCCAACUCCGUCGAUCCCCCCCCGCCGCCGCCUCCCUCCAUCGCCUACCUCAUCUCCGGAUCCGACCCGCACCGGAUCCUCCGCCUCUUGCUCGCCGUCUACCAUCCCCGAAACCACUACCUCCUCCACCUCGACCUCUCCGCCCCCCAAUCUGACCGCCAGUUCCUCGCCGUCACCGUCCGCUCGAUCGCCGUUUUCAGAGCAGCCCAGAACGUCAAUGUCAUUGGAAAGGCCGAUUUCGCCUACCCGAAAGGCUCGUCGCCUCUUUCCUCUACGCUUCACGGUGCUUCCAUUCUGCUCCGCCUUUCUGCGAAUUGGGACUGGUUCAUCAAUCUCUCGGUGGCCGAUUACCCUCUCGUUACACAAGACGAUCUUCUUCACAUUCUGUCCUACCUGCCGAAAGAUCUCAAUUUUGUGAACCACACAAGUUACAUUGGCUGGAAAGAAUCUCGGAGCUUGAAACGCAUAAUUGUUGACCCGGGGUUGUAUAUUUCGGAGAAAAUUUGGAUGUUCUAUGCUUCUCAAAAGCGCGAGUUGCCGGAUGCUUUCCGGUUGUUCAUGGCACUGUGCACCAUGAGAACAUCUAAGGUUAUAAAAAUGAAUUUUCAAUUAUUACGCGAGGGAGACAAACUCACUGGGUGGUGGGUGCAUAUUUUGAAGAUGUCUUGUGGAGUAUUUGCACAUGCUAUUAUAUCCUUUUGGAUGUCAUGCACAGAAUUAGAGCAAGGCUCUUCGUCUGCUAUUUUGAGUCGCAAGGUGAUUGAGUUCUGUAUCUUGGGCACUGACAAUCUUCCAAGGACCCUACUGAUGUACUUGUCAAACACACCUUCAGCCGCAUCUGUUUACUUCCCUACUGUUCUAUGCAAUUCUCGGCAGUUCAGUAGAACAACCAUAAACCAUGGUUUGUGCUAUGCUUCCUUUGACAACAACCAGGAGCCCCGGGCAAUCAAAUCUGAGGAUUUGCAUGAUUUGAUGAGAAGUGGAGCAGCCUUUGCCUCGCCUUUUCCUUCCAAGGAUCCAGUUCUUGACCACAUUGACAAGGAAAUCUUGAACCGCAGUCCUGGCAAGCCAUUGCCCGGUGGCUGGUGUUUGGGGGAGUCAAAAAAUGAUACCUGUGACAUCUGGGGAGAUGCCAACAUCCUUAGCCCUGGUCCAGGAGCUAGGAGACUUGAAAAUCUAUUCAUCGAAUUACUUUCGAAUGGGACAUUUCGAUCCCACCAAUGCAUAGUCAAAUGAACUGAAAUGAGUUUCCCCAGUCACUAGGAGAAGAGAAAGAAGAGAGAGUAGGAAGAAGGGAACAGCUGCAAAGAGAAAACAUCGAAGAAUUGGAGCUCCUAAUCCUUAAUCUGAUUGAGGGCCCCUUAGCUGUUUGACCAUUUACAUUUUGGGACUUGAAUUAGACUCUUAGCCUGAUUCUUUUGUAAUGCUGUACUGUUUGGUGGCUCAUUUCUCAAUUCUGUUGAAAUAGUAGUUGUUGUAUAUUACAUUGCAAAAGUUGCUACCAAUCAGGGGCCCUUCUAUUUACUUAAUUCUUUUACCUAA
This is a messenger RNA of Diospyros lotus (date-plum), 1901 nucleotides long. Its product is annotated as beta-glucuronosyltransferase GlcAT14A. Gene Ontology annotation, molecular function: glucuronosyltransferase activity. The record is from RefSeq and is a predicted model, not a curated record. Lineage: Eukaryota; Viridiplantae; Streptophyta; Magnoliopsida; Ericales; Ebenaceae. Bases 135 to 1595 code for a protein of 486 amino acids. The transcript is spliced from 5 exons. Gene Ontology annotation, cellular component: membrane.